Molecule: messenger RNA, 855 nt
Organism: Leishmania mexicana MHOM/GT/2001/U1103
Lineage: Eukaryota; Euglenozoa; Kinetoplastea; Trypanosomatida; Trypanosomatidae
Product: surface antigen-like protein
Exons: 1
Coding region: 1-855 (284 amino acids)
Molecular function (GO): protein binding
Source: RefSeq, a predicted model, not a curated record
AUGGCUUUCUCGCUGCUUUCCCUCAUCGGAGUGGCUGCCGUGGCUCUUCUUCUUGCAGUGGCUGCGCCAAGCUCUGCGGACACCAUUACUGUCAAUGCUGCCACACAGGCGUGGUUGCAGAUGUGGAUUGAGUCUAUUCCAAACCUGCAGAUCGUUUGGCUGAACCCGAACAUUUGCUCUCGCGCUGGCAUCGAGUGCGUCUCUGCCACUAACUCUAUCAACAUUCGUCUGGAUGGCGUGACGUCGGCUGGCUUCAACUUCAUCGGAACCCUCCCCGAGGUUGACAGCUCCAUCGACGGCAAUGAGCUUCAGAUCACCAGCAUCUCUGUCAGAGGUAAGACUCGCUUCACCGGCACUAUCCCUGCGUCGUGGUCGCGCAUCACCCGGCUGACUCGCCUGGAUUUUAGCAGAACGCGGAUGAGUGGCCGGAUUCCUGAUGAACUCGGCAGCCUCGCUACCUUGGUGUCUGUCGACUUCUCGAACUCAUACUUCUGCUAUGGCCUACCCAACUGGGAAGCCUCUAACAUGCCGAUCCUUGCACAGGCCAUGUUCACGAAUAACAACAUGCGCGGCCCAUUUGCCUCAUCCUGGUCCACCUUCCCAGCUUCCCUGAAGCUGGACAUCACCGGCAACAAGCUAUGCGGUUGCAUGCCCAGUUCGUGGGACUCCAAAUCGAACCUGGUGGCUGCUGCCAAGGCCAUGGAUGCUGGCACCGUCUCCAACUGCUUUCGUUCUUGCAACUCCGCUUCCCUGUCUUACUGCCCGGCUCCGCCCACUGGCAACGGCGCGCAGAUGAUUACGAUGACCACGGCUGUGGUUGGUCUGGUUGUCGCUGCUGUUUCCUUGGUCUUGUAA